Homarus americanus (American lobster) is the source of this 666-nucleotide messenger RNA. Its product is annotated as loricrin-like. Lineage: Eukaryota; Metazoa; Arthropoda; Malacostraca; Decapoda; Nephropidae. The coding region runs from base 1 to 666 and encodes 221 amino acids. The record is from RefSeq and is a predicted model, not a curated record. The transcript has a single exon.
AUGGCGGCGGUGCAGAGUCAGUGGCUGUGGUUGAGAGUCAGUGGCUGCGGUGCAGAGUCAGUGGCUGCGGUGCAAGGGUCAGUGGCUGCGGUGCAAAGUCAGUGGCUGCGGUGCAAGAGUCAGUGGCGGCGGUGCAGAGUCAGUGGCGGCGGUGCAAGAGUCAGUGGCGGCGGUGUAGAGUCAGUGGCGGCGGUGCAGGGUCAGUGGCUGCGGUGUAGAGUCAGUGGCUGCGGUGCAAGAGUCAGUGGCUGCGGUGUAAGAGUCAGUGGUUGCGGUGCAAGAGUCAGUGGCGGCGGUGCAGGGUCAGUGGCUGCGGUGCAGGUCAGUGGCGGCGGUGCAAGAGUCAGUGGCGGCGGUGCAAUGGUCAGUGGCUGCGGUGCAAGAGUCAGUGGCUGCGGUGCAAGAGUCAGUGGCGGCGGUGCAAGGGUCAGUGGCUGCGGUGCAAGAGUCAGUGGCUGCGGUGCAAGAGUCAGUGGCGGCGGUGCAGGGUCAGUGGCGGCGGUGCAAGAGUCAGUGACGGUGGUGAUGCAAGAGUCAGUGGCGGCGGUGCAAGAGUCGAGUGGCGGUAGUGGUGCAAGAGCCAGUGGCGGCGGUGCAGAGUCAGUGGCGGCGGUGCAGAGUCAGUGGUGGUGGUGGAAGAGAGCGAGAGAGGCGAAGAAAUUGUAA